Molecule: messenger RNA, 1044 nt
Organism: Myodes glareolus (Bank vole)
Lineage: Eukaryota; Metazoa; Chordata; Mammalia; Rodentia; Cricetidae
Source: RefSeq, a predicted model, not a curated record
AUGCUUGUGGUCCUGCUGACAGUGGCCUUGCUGGCCCUGAGCUCAGCUCAGAGCUCAAGUGAAGAGUCUGAAGAUCAAGACGAGUACAUACUUUUGAGAUCUCCUCCUGGAAGACACCCACUUGGAACCUCUGCUGGAAGUGAAAGUCAAGAGGGAACCCUUUACCCAAGACCACCCCACGAUGGAGGCAGACACUCCCCUUCUCACCAUCCACCACCACAACACCAACACAGUCCACCCCAUGGUGGAGGUAACCAGACACAACACCAUCCACCUUGUACUGACCAAGGCAAUGAAACACAACCUCGUCCCAAUUGCUCUGACCAUGGCAACCAGACCCAGCCUUAUCUUCCUCAACCAGAUCUAGGCAACCAGACCCAGCCUCGCCCUCCCCUCCCUGACCUGGGCAACCAGACCCAGCCUCGCCCUCCCCUCCCUGACCUAGGCAACCAGACCCAACCCAGUCCUCCUCAUCCUGAUCUAGGCAACCAGACCCAACCCAGUCCUCCUCAUCCUGAUCUAGGCAACCAGACCCAACCUCGCCCUCCUCGCCCUGACCUAGGCAACCAGACCCAGCCUCUUCCUCCUUUCCCUGACCUAGGCAACCAGACCCAACCUAGACCUCCUCUCCCUGACCUAGGCAACCAGACCCAACCCAGUCCUCCUCAUCCUGAUCUAGGCAACUAGACCCAACCUCGCCCUCCUCGCCCUGACCUAGGCAACCAGACCCAGCCUCUUCCUCCUUUCCCUGACCUAGGCAACCAGACCCAACCUAGACCUCCUCUCCCUGACCUAGGCAACCAGACCCAACCUCGCCCUCCUCGCCCUGACCUAGGCAACCAGACCCAGCCUCGCCCUCCUUUCCCUGACCUAGGCAACCAGACACAGCCUCGCCCUCCUCACCCUGACCUAGGCAACCAGACAGAGCCUCGGCCUCCUCUCCCUGACCUAGGCAACCAGACAGAGCCUCGGCCUCCUCUCCCUGACAUAGGCAACCAGACACAGACCACCCCAGUAUGGAGGCAAUCAUACUGGAGUAACUGA